This is a messenger RNA of Eruca vesicaria subsp. sativa (arugula), 1103 nucleotides long. The record is from the annotation of a GenBank genome assembly. Lineage: Eukaryota; Viridiplantae; Streptophyta; Magnoliopsida; Brassicales; Brassicaceae.
AUGGCGAUCAUCUCCGAGGUUGAAGACGAAAGCACCACCCGACCCUCCAUCUUACCUUUCAGGGCGACGCUAGAUUCUUCCAACCCAUCAAGUUUCUUGGAGAAAGUGUUCAACUUUCUCGGCGAACAGAGCGAUUUUCUCAAGAAACCCUCCGCGGAGGAGGAGAUCUCCGCCGCGGUUAAAGCUGCGAAGGAGAAGUUGAGAAAGGCUGAGAAGAAAGCUGAGAAGGAGACUGUAAAACCCAUUGAGAAGAAGCCUGCGGAGAAGGAGAGUGUGGCUGCUUCAAGCUCAGAGCCCAUUGAAGUGGAGAAGAAGAAACAAGAACCUUGUCCCAUUGCACCUAACAAAGGUAAUGGUUAUGAUCUUGAGAGCUACUCAUGGGUCCAGACUCUUCAGGAGGUUACUGUCAACAUUCCAGUGCCUAGUGGCACUAAAGCACGGUCUGUUGUAUGUGAGAUUAAGAAGAACCGUCUUAAGCUUGGUCUCAAAGGACAGGAUCCAAUCAUCGAUGGAGAGCUGUACCGAUCUGUGAAGCCUGAUGAUUGCUACUGGAAUAUCGAGGAUCAAAAGAUGAUUUCGAUUCUGUUGACUAAGCAAGAUCAGAUGGAGUGGUGGAAAUGCUGUGUGAAAGGUGAACCUGAGAUCGAUACACAGAAGGUUGAGCCAGAGAACAGUAAAUUAGCUGAUCUUGACCCUGAAACUCGCUCCACUGUUGAAAAAAUGAUGUUUGAUCAAAGGCAAAAGCAGAUGGGUCUUCCAACGAGUGACGAGCUACAGAAGCAAGACAUUCUCAAGAAGUUCAUGUCUCAGCAUCCAGAGAUGGACUUCUCAAACGCAAAGAUUAACUGAUGCUCGUGUUGUCUGGUCUCUCUGCAAAAGGAAAAAAAAAACAGUUUUGCAUCAUCUUCACCAGCUUGUUUUUUGUUGUUGCAACCUUAAGAACUUGUUCCUGCUUUUGUUUUGUCUAGUUGAAGGCAGAGUUUCAUCUCUAAGGUCUGGUUCUGUUGAUUGAAACUUUAAAAUUCGGUUUUUUUUUAAUUCAUUAUGAGUCAGUUCUUAACCGGACAAAAUUUGGUAAUCAUUGUUGUACUUCUAUGUUUGAU